Molecule: messenger RNA, 3584 nt
Organism: Tripterygium wilfordii
Lineage: Eukaryota; Viridiplantae; Streptophyta; Magnoliopsida; Celastrales; Celastraceae
Product: receptor-like protein 14
Exons: 9
Coding region: 106-3489 (1127 amino acids)
Molecular function (GO): protein binding
Source: RefSeq, a predicted model, not a curated record
AAAAUAGACUAUUCCAAGUAGACGUUUUGCAAGUUUUCAACAAGCAUGAUCUCCUAAUAUCUAUAUAUAUAAAUCCAUGUAGAAGCAUCAAUUCUAUACACAAAUAUGAAAAAUAUGGAGCAUUUGAAAUGUUGGAGAGGAGCGGUGGUAAUUAUAUUGGUGCUGCUAAAUUGGUUGGAUUGGAGUCAUGGAUGUGUCGACCAAGAGAGGGAGGCUCUCUUACAACUCAAAUCUACCUUUGAACGCUUGAAUUUGCCCGAGGGUAAUUCUUCAGAUUGUUGUGAAUGGGAAAGGGUGGAGUGCAACGCCACCACUGGAAGAGUAACCAAGCUCUCUCUUGAGAGUACCGGAAACGGGAAUGUUUAUCUCAACGCUUCUUAUUUUCUUCCCUUUGAACAACUCACAAGUCUCAACUUACACGACACUUAUUUAGAUGGUUGUGUGGAGAACCAAGGAUUUGAAAUACUGUGGUCGAGGUUGAGGAAACUGGAGGUCCUUGACUUAAGUUCGAAUUAUUUCCAGGACAACAUCAUAUCAUCUCUGAGUGGCUUUUCUUCUCUCAAAUCUCUUUCUUUAAACCAAUUUAAUCAAAUGGGAGCAACCUUAGAUGACAGUGGUUUUGAAAGUCUAUGGCAAUUAAGGAAUUUAGAGACUCUUGAUUUGAGUGGUACAAAAUUCAACAACAGCCUCUUGUCAUCCUUGCGUGGUCUUUCUUCUUUAAAAGAUUUAAAUCUUGCAGACAACCAAUUAAGUGGAACUAUUGAUAUGGAGGAUUUAAGUAAUCUGGUCAACUUGAAGAAGUUGGACCUGUCUAAAAAUGAGAUUACAGGCUUUGUAUCCUUUAAAGGUGAUCUGGAGUUACUCGAUUUGAGCGAUAACUACGUCAACAACAGUGUGUUUUUCUCUCUUACUGAAAUGUCGCAUCUCAAGUCUUUGAAUUUGUCGGGGAAUCAAUUGACAGGAUCAAUACACCUUAAAGAGUUGGCAGGUUUAAGGAAUUUGGAGGAGCUACGGCUCGAUGGCAACAACAUUGAAGAGAUUACGGGUCCAGAAGACAGAACAAUAUUGAACAAGUUAAAGGUGCUUGGUCUGGCAUCUCUCACAACCAAUGGUAAAAGCACUCUGCUAAAGUCAUUGGGGGCACUAUCAACUCUCAAGACAAUUGAUCUUGGAGGAAAUAUUUUGAAUGAGACAAAUACAUCUCGAGAGUUAUUUAAUUUGAGUACCUUGGAAGAAUUGUUUCUAGACCAUUCUAGCCUCCACAAAAAUUUUCUCCAAAAUCAUGUUGGAUCUUCCACUUCUCUCAAAGUUCUUCACUUGAGUAAUUGUGGUCUCAAAGGCACCCUAUCCGGUCGAGGCUGGUGUGAACUAAGUAAAUUGCAGGAGCUUGAUCUUGGUCACAAUGAACUUGAAGGGACACUUCCGUCGUGUUUGGCAAAUCUGUCAUCUCUUCGAAUUUUGGAUCUCUCUAACAACCGAUUCAGAGGAAAUAUUGUGUCCAGCCCCAUAUCCAAUCUCAAGUCUAUUGAAUACCUCUCGAUUCAAUAUAAUCACUUUCAAGUAUCCUUCAAGCCAUUCGCAAACCACUCAAGUCUAAAAACUUUCCUGGCUAAUGAUGGUAACGAGUUGAUUGAUGAAGCUGACUCUCAACUUUGGACUCCGAAAUUCCAACUAGAGGUAUUGAUCUUGUCAAAUUGCAUACUGAAUAAUUCCAAUGUAAAUUCUCUCAACUUCCUACACCACCAAUUCGAGUUGAGAUAUCUUGACCUCUCCGGAGCAAACUUUAGUGGGGCAUUCCCCAAUUGGUUGUUAGAGAACAACACAAGAUUAGAAACUGUUUCCUUGGCUAAUAACUCGUUUUUCGGCCCGUUUCGUUUGCCAUCUCAUUCUAAUCCAAACAUGUCUGUAAUAGACGUAUCCCAAAACAAGUUACAGGGUCAGAUUCCGUCAAACAUUUCUUCUAUUUUCCCGAAUCUACGGAUCAUAAAUCUAUCUGAGAAUUCCUUUCAAGGUACGAUACCUGCAAGUUUUGGUGAGCUAAAGUCCUUAACAUCUUUGGACCUCUCAGACAAUCAACUUUCUGGUGAAUUAGAAGUGCUAUUUGCUAAGACUUGGUUAUCGCUCUUGAAGCUUUCAAACAACUACUUUUCUGGGCACAUUCCUGCCAAUUUUAACCUGUGUAGAUUUGAAAUUUUACAAUUGGACGGCAACAACUUUGUUGGAGAGUUACCUGAUCUCUCAUCAUUAGGAAAUCUGGGAGUAUUGGAUAUGAGUGAUAAUUCUCUAUCAGGCAAGCUUCCCAGAUGGGUAGCGAAUAUGUCGCAUUUGUACACAAUUGAUUUGUCUGAUAAUCAAUUCAAUGGUCCUAUUCCGCCAGAAUUCUGCACACAAAGGUUCCUUGUAAUCUUGGAUCUUUCUGGGAAUAAUUUAUCUGGGUCUAUACCAUCUUGUUUCAGGGAAUUGAUAAAUAUAGAGCAUAUCCAUUUGAGAAGAAACAAAUUGAGCGGGCCAAUGAGCCAAUCCUUUUAUGGUUUGCCCUUUUUGGUUACCUUGGAUCUUGGAGAGAAUAAUUUCAGUGGCCAAAUACCAAAUUGGAUCGGAAACUUCUCUGAGUUGGGGAUUCUUAUUUUGCGAGGAAAUCAGUUCCAUGGUGAUAUUCCUAUUCAUUUAUGCAACUUGAAUGAAUUAAACAUAUUGGAUCUGUCCUCAAAUAGCCUCUCUGGACGUUUGCCUCCAUGCCUAAGUAAUUUUUCGUUUAUCUCGGGAUCCCACCUCUGGUACCCUUUUGAGAUAGGUGAGCACGGAUUAUUUGGAGAGUCGAUAAGCUUCAACUAUAUCAGGUCCACAUUGAAAGGAGAGCUAGAGUUUACAUCAAAGGGUAACUCCCUUAAUUACACAGGAUACAUUCUGGAUCACAUGUAUGGAAUCGAUCUCUCUUGUAACCGAUUCUCCGGAGAAAUUCCCCCUGAAUUUGGAAAUUUGACUGCUCUCAGAGCCUUGAAUUUAUCUCACAACAGUUUGAAUGGUUCAAUCCCUACAUCGUUUUCAAACCUCAAGCAGUUAGAAAGUUUGGAUCUUUCCUACAACGACUUGAAGGGUCGAAUUCCCCCUCAAUUGACUGAAAUAAACACUUUGGCGGUGUUUAGUGUAGCACAUAAUAAAUUAUCAGGUCCACUUCCUGAUUUCAAAGGUCAGUUUGCGACAUUUAGCAAUAGUUGUUAUGAAGGAAAUCCCCUUCUUUGUGGACUUCCAUUGAGCAACAACUGUGAUAAAACUCCCCCUACAUAUCCCUUGAAAGAAGAAAGCGAGGAAGAUGGUUUCAUGGACAUGACGUUUUUCUGGAUAACCUUUGCAGUGACUUACACCGUGGCACUAUUUGGUGUAGCUAUAGUCUUGUUCAUAAAUUCACAUUGGCGACAUGCAUGGUUUUAUCACAUUGACUUAUGUUUCAACACUUGUUACUAUUUUGUGGUGGACAAGUUCCAUUAAGUGGUAGAAGUACUGAAUUUGUUGUAUUUCAGUUUGUAAUGGAUGUGAUCACAGAAAAACCUAAUUAAAAUCCUUGUCUGCAUCUUUCUUUCUCA